Messenger RNA from Planococcus citri (citrus mealybug), 2109 nucleotides. RefSeq lists its product as uncharacterized. The record is from RefSeq and is a predicted model, not a curated record. Bases 365 to 1231 code for a protein of 288 amino acids. Lineage: Eukaryota; Metazoa; Arthropoda; Insecta; Hemiptera; Pseudococcidae. The transcript is spliced from 7 exons.
GUUUAGUUUUAAUUCGUAUAUUGUUGUAUGGCGAUGGUUUGCGGAAAUGUUUGAUACGAGUAUAUUGUGGUGCGUAUAAACUCUUUGAGGUGGAUUUUUGACAUUUUUUUUUUUCAAAGUAUCGUUAUAGUUUUUUUUUUUUUUUUUAAAUAUUUUUUCGAUUGUUUUUUUUUAUUUUUCGAAGUGUUCGCGAGUUUUAAUAUGUGAUUCGACUUAGACGUAUAAUUAAUGUUCGAAAUUGGUUGGAAAAUUUUCCACUUCGCUCGUAUCAGGUAUAUUUCAAGACUAUAACGAUGGAUGGAAAACAAUGAAGAUUCACAAUUACAAUACGCUGCUGUAGCUUUUAAUUUCAGGUAUACAGCGGAUGGAAAUUUGGCGACUGAGAGCGUGGCUAGUAAGCCUGCUAGCUACAACGUUCUUCCACACACUGGAUUCGGCAGGCGAUGGCUUCGACUCGGCACAAAAGCCGCACAUACGACAAAAAAGACUGUUAUGGAUCACCUCGGAUGGUCGUUUAGCUCUGCCGCCCGGCACUCACCUCACAAUUACUCCUUCACUUUCGUUACCAUUUGUUCGGUACCCACCGGAUGGUUUUCUUUCUAAUAUGUCCAUUAGUUUACCAUUUAGUAUUGAUUUUGAUUUAUUGGGUUUGACGGAUAACCAAAACCCAUACGGAGUACUGCCUCCUUUAAUAGGACGCAGUCUUGGUAGAAAAGCUGGUUCUUACUUUGCUGAUUACGUAGCUCAGUUUCUCGAAAGAAAAAGAACAGAAAGAUCAGCACCGCCGACUCCGAAACAUUCGCAUUUUCACGGAGGAGAAAGAGCUUUGUUAUACACUGUCGUUGAAGACUUACUAGCAAGUUUUGGUAUGGAUGGUAAAGCUUGCUUGUUAAGGGCGAUUUGCGAAGUACAUAGUCAUUCUUCUAUUCAAAAGUUCGGCCUGCUGGGUGAAAUGUUGCAGUUGUUUUUUUCAGCAAGUAAAUCACCAUUUGCCGAAUUAUUAGACGAAUACGUUGAAGCAGAAAUUGUAGGACGAGAAAAACGAGAAUGCUGGCCGUAUUUCAAAAGUUGCCCAAAGUCCUUAUUUCAACCUGUUCACAACAAAUACACAGAUAACAGUGCCACAAAACAACAGGCAGGAGAUGAAGCAGAAAAUGAAAUACCAACUGACGAAGAUGUAUCGCAGUUGAAUAUUGAUUUGAACCAAAGGAAUAGAAAUUACGCGAUGUAAAAUAUCGAACGAUGAAAUAUUCGACGUAUAGAAUUAGGUACUUUUAUAAGCACUGUAAAUAAUACCUAGAUGUAUAAAUAUGUUCAUAUUUCCAACUUUCCAUUCCAAUUAAUUUAUUCAGUGUAAAAAAAAAUCAUCAAGGGUUCGCAACAACUUGUUUGAUUAGGUACAUGAAGUUUCGUAUAUAUUUUUGAUGAUAAAAGAAUUUUUCAAUGAAUCAGUCUAAUUAGAAAAAAAUAAAUAAAAAAUGAAAUAAAUUCAAACAAGUCCACAGUUUAACCAUCUUGUCUAUUGUUUGUACAUUAUAUUGUGAUACUACACUCUAAUUUUAAGGACAUAUUUCACUUCCUGAAACUAUGCAUCAUUGAUUACAAUUUGAACGUGGAAGGAGCCAACCUCAACUUUGAUUGAAAAAAAAAAAACAACACAUUAUCGACUAACCUUAAUUUAUCCAUUUCAUUUUCGAUAUGGAAAAUUUUUAGAAAAAUAGGCAGCAUGAGAUGAAAUACGGGAAGUGCUUGAAUGAAAGAAAAAAACACGAGAGUUAAUUAUUUAGUAUACAAUUUUUUUUUUGUAAAUCUAUUUUCAUAACAUAUUGUAUGAUAAAUGUAAGUUGUAUUAAAAUCAAAAUUCUAUUUUUGAUGAAGUCAUUAAUAUAUCCGAAUAUUUUUACGAUUAUUUUAAGAUUAUAGCAGAUUCGUUAUUCGUUAAAUCUGACGUAGGUACCAAAGAUUUUCUGAUACAAAUAUUUUUCCUAUAUAAGAACAGAAAAUUUUCUGUGCCAUGGCACUGUUUCGAAUCCACUCGGAUAUUUUUCACUUGUAAUUUGAAAAUUAAAAAAAAAACUAUGCCGAAGAAUAUUACAGACGCUAUAUUAA